CAUCCUCGUUCGGACUGUCUCGGGCCGGUCUGGUGUGCUUCGUAUAGCGGUCGACUCCGUGGGUCACCUUUUCUCAAAAUAUCCGACAGCUAAGCAACGGAUUACAGAAAAAAAAUGUCUUUUGUGCAAAGAAGGGAGACAACAUCAUCUUAUAAGAGGAUGUUCGGCGGGGACAGACCCGCGGUGUCCCGGUCCAGCUAUUCGAGCCGCCAGUUCUCCAGCCCGAUGCGCUCCCGGGUUUCCUUCGGCUUGUCCUCGGCGCCCACCAUCUACGCGACCAAAUCCAGUCGGGUCCGCAGCAGCGCCCCGCUGCCCAGGUUCUCCUCCGACAGCGUGGACUUCUCCCUGUCGGACGCCAUCAGCACCGAGUUCAAGGUGAACCGCACGAACGAGAAGACCCAGAUGCAGCAACUGAACGACCGCUUCGCCUCGUACAUCGAGAAGGUGCGCUUCCUGGAGCAGCAGAACAAGAUCCUGCAGGCGGAGCUGGAGCAGCUGCGGGGCAAAGGCACGUCCCGCAUCGGGGACCUGUACGAGGAAGAGAUGCGCGAGCUGCGCAGGCAGGUGGACCAGCUGACCAAUGAGAAGGCCAGAGUGGAGGUGGACCGGGACAACCUGGCCGAGGACAUCGAGAGGAUCCGCGAGAAACUUCAGCAGGAAGUUCUUCAGCGUGAGGAGGCUGAAACCAACAUGCAGAGUUACAGACAGGAUGUGGACAAUGCCUCCCUGGCACGUCUGGACCUUGAACGUAAAGUGGAGGCAUUGCAGGACGAAAUCAUCUUCCUGAAGAAGCUCCACGAUGAGGAGAUGGCUGAGGUGCAGGCUCAGAUCCAGGACCAGCAUUUGCAAGUGGAGAUGGAGGUGGCUAAGCCGGACCUGACUGCAGCACUGCGUGAUGUCCGCCAACAGUAUGAGAACCUGGCUGCCAAGAACAUUCAUGAGUCUGAGGAGUUGUACAAGUCUAAGUUUAACGACCUCUCUGAAGCGGCUGCCCGCAGCAGUGAUGCCCUUCGGCUGGCCAGGCAGGAGGCCAAUGACUACCGGCGUCAGGUCCAGGCCCUCACCUGUGAAGUGGAUGCCCUCAAGGGGACUAAUGAGUCACUCGAGCGCCAGAUGCGGGAGAUGGAGGAGAACUUUGCACAGGAGUCCUCUAACUAUCAGGACACCAUUACCCGCCUGGAAGAGGACAUCCGCAACAUGAAGGGUGAGAUGACAAGUCACCUGCGGGAGUACCAGGACCUGCUCAACGUGAAGAUGGCACUGGACAUUGAGAUCGCCACCUACAGGAAGCUGCUGGAGGGCGAAGAGAGCCGGAUUUCUUCUCCUUUGCCAAACUUCUCUACUUCUCUCAACCUAAGAGAAGCCCUGGUGGAAUCCAAGCCCAUGAUUGAGAGCUUUUCUUCCAAAAAGGUGGUCAUUAAGACAAUUGAGACCAGAGAUGGUGAGGUGAUCAACGAAUCGACCCAGCAUCAUGAUGACCUGGAGUGAGCCUGCUGCCUCUGCAUGCUACAGAGAAAAAAGGAAAAAAAAAGACAAAAUGAUUCUGAGGCCAAGAGCAAGGAACAGCUUUGCUCAAUGACAGUAAAGACAGAAAAUAAAAUGCACAAAGAAAAAAGCUUUAAAAGUGCCUUUUUGCCAUAACAAGACAGGUGGCAGGUAGAGGGGCCUGUUAGGUAUAGAUGCUGUAGGCAUAAAGAACAGCUUUAGUGAAUUAUCCUUUACCACAGUCUCUAGUUUACAUUCAGAUCAUAUGCCAAAAAUAAAACAGCAAUACUUUCUGCAAUAGAAAUGAUUUUCACUUAAACCUUUUUUUCCAGGGAACCUGUGCACCACUUCAGACACAACUGUGAUUGCUUCUGUAUGACAAUAAACAUUUUGACAGAAAAAA
Molecule: messenger RNA, 1888 nt
Organism: Scleropages formosus (Asian bonytongue)
Lineage: Eukaryota; Metazoa; Chordata; Actinopteri; Osteoglossiformes; Osteoglossidae
Product: vimentin-like
Exons: 9
Coding region: 115-1488 (457 amino acids)
Biological process (GO): intermediate filament organization
Cellular component (GO): cytoplasm; plasma membrane; axon
Molecular function (GO): structural constituent of cytoskeleton
Source: RefSeq, a predicted model, not a curated record